GCAUGGCUAGGGUUCAUAGUCUAAAGUAUAUUGUAUCUUUAACAUGUUCAAUUGCACUUAACCUCUUGUUAGUUGGCAUGUGCAUGCACAAGAGAUGGCAGCAAAAUUGGACGCAAGAAGCUAUGGCUGAAGCUGAAGCUGUAUCAUCCAUGUCGUGCUCGGGGCAUGGUAGGGCUUUUUUAGAUGGUUUAGUUCUUCAUGGCAAGCCUGUUUGUGAAUGCAACAUGUGCUAUGGAGGAAGUGAUUGCUCACAGCUCCUACCUCAUUGCAUGGUUGAUGCAGAUAGCGGAGAUCCCACUUUUUUGGAACCCUUUUGGAUGAAGAAUGCAGCAAGAAGUGCAGUAGUGGUUGCAGGGUGGCAUCGCAUGAGCUAUGAAUUCAGUGAUGGCUCUCUCAUCUCAGAAGAGUUGAAGGCACACAUUCGAAGUGUGCAUGCUAGUGUUGGCAAUGCAAUAACAGAUGGGAAAUACAUAAUAAUUGGAGCAGGUGCCACCCAUCUUCUUAAUGCUGCAGUACAUGCCCUUUCUUCAAAUGCUUCAUCUUCUUCACCCACAAAAGUGGUAGCUUCAAUCCCAUAUUACCCAGUCUAUAAAGAGCAAACUGAAUUUUUCAAAUCUGAGGAUUAUAAAUUCAAUGGGGACACGUCAAUGUGGAAGAAUGAUAGUUCAAAGUCGAGCUUUAUUGAGUUGGUUACUUCCCCAAACAAUCCAGACGGGCAUCUGAAGAAGGCUGUUCUUCAAGGCCAAUAUGUGAAGACAAUUCAUGAUCUUGCUUACUACUGCCCACAUUUCACACCUAUCCUAGCACCUGCAGAUGAAGAUUUAAUGAUAUUUACACUUUCUAAGCUAACUGGUCAUGCUGGAAGCAGAUUUGGGUGGGCAAUAAUAAAGGAUGAAGGUGUUUACAGAAGAAUGUUAACAUACAUGGACUUGAGCACCUAUGGUGUUUCUAGAGAGACUCAACUAAGAGUGCUAAAGCUUUUAAAGGUAGUCCUCAGUGGAAAUGGAAAAGCAAUGUAUGAAUUCGGAUACAACACAAUGAAGAACCGAUGGAGUAGAUUGAACAAAGUCUUGUCUCGAUCAAAAAGAUUUUCGACUCAAAAAUUAAAGCCUCAAUAUUGUUUAUUUUCCCAGCAAAUCAGAACACCUUCUCCGGCUUUUGCGUGGUUGAAGUGUGAAACAUCAAUAUUAGAAGGUGGUUCUUGUUAUGAAGUUCUGAAAGCACAUAACAUUAGUGGCAGGGCAGGUAGUUUAUUUGGUGUUGAUAAUCACUAUGUGCGUCUUAGCUUGGUUAGGAGCGAAGACGAUUUCGAUUUAUUGCUAAGGCAGAUCAACAACCUAGUUUCUCUGAAAAACAAUCAUAAACGUGUUACUACGACUUCAACUCGUUUAUGGCAAAGCAAUGAGUCUACACUAAUGUUGCCUCGUGAUUGUUCUUGGAACAGAUCAUUAUUGGAUUUGAGAAUCAAAUUAGAGACUUUGUACUCCAAUAUAGUUCGUAGCCAUGCUAAUAUUGGUCUUUCUUUUGAUUUGAAAAAUUUGUAAAUUAAUUUGUAGAGAUGUAAUGUACAAUGAUCUUAUCAAUCGAAAAUGAUGUUUACUACCA
This is a messenger RNA of Cajanus cajan (pigeon pea), 1605 nucleotides long. RefSeq names its product tryptophan aminotransferase-related protein 4. The record is from RefSeq and is a predicted model, not a curated record. Gene Ontology annotation, biological process: amino acid metabolic process. Gene Ontology annotation, molecular function: carbon-sulfur lyase activity; transaminase activity. NCBI's taxonomy places the organism in Eukaryota, Viridiplantae, Streptophyta, Magnoliopsida, Fabales, Fabaceae.